UAGAAGUAAACCCUAAAUUAUUGUCGUACUUCCGACUGACACAACCAAAACAUCCGACCUUAGAAGUACGGUCUUGUCUCCGUUGUGUUUGUUUCGACGAUGGGGGAGGCCGACGUGACGCAGAACCAGUCCGACGAGAAGCCACCGGACGCGGCCCUGGUACCCGGCGAGGAGUCGGUGGUGUGGAGCCACGAGGUGGAGGUCUGCCUCUUCCACGCCAUGAUCGGACACAAGCCUGUUGGAGUGAACCGGCACUUCCACAUGAUCUGCAUCCGAGACAAGUUUAGUCAGAACAUAGGCCGCCAGAUCUCUUCUUCAGUCAUCUGGGAUCAUCUGGGAAGCAUGUACGACAUGCAGGCACUGCACGAGUCUGAGAUCUUGCCCUUUCCCAACUCGGAGAAGAGUUUCUUUCUGCCUGAUGACAUCAUCCAGGAAGUGAAAGAAGGCAAGAUGUGCUCAGAGGAGGAGCCAAAGGAGGAGCUGGAGCUGGAGCGAGAGCUACCCGCCAUGCACGAAGAAGGAAGUAACUCCUCUCUCAAGAUGUCAGAGCGGACGACCAGCACCCGUGACAAGGAGAAGGGCGGGGUCGAGUGCGCGGUAACAGGUGGAGGAGCAGGCGGGGGUGGGAAGGAAGCAGAGAAGAGGAAGAGGAGUCGUGGUGCCGAGAAACUCCUGUCAUCUUCCAACCCUGCCAGCCCCGGAGGAGCCAAGAGGAGACGCACAUGACCAUGCAACUGGUCCCAUGACAAAAAACAGCUGGUGUGUCUCUUCAUGGCCUUUUUGCAACCAGAGGUCAACGCUCGGUUGCUUUUAAAGUCUGAUCAGUUGACAGGAAGUUGAAGACCGUAGUGCUGCGAGCACAGGAAGUGGACACCGUUUGCGCCAGUACAUCAUUUUUGUCUCUGUUGACGACAUCCUGAUUUUCUCUAGCCAAAUCGUUGUGAGUAGCAUGCUAAAUUAGCCUGCUAGCUGAGCCUUAGCAUUUGCUUCACAGUGCUUUUUGUCACAUUUUGAUUUAAGACGAGAAUGUAUUCUAUACGUAUUCGCUGUUUGCCUGUGUCCAUAAGCAGAUGAUGCCCGUCAUUAAGUAGACAUAACACUAUUUUUCUAUUUGUAUACCAAACCAGUAUUCCCCCUACACUUCUGGUCAAAGUUGGCAAAAGCCGAGUUGUCUUGACAUCUCUAAAGGUGAUCCGAAGCCAUUAUCCUGGUUAUGGGGUAUCUUGAGUCAUUUUCAUGGUCAGGCUGAUAAUUGUAAAUUAAUAAAGCUGUUCAAUGUUAACAAUG
Messenger RNA from Phycodurus eques (leafy seadragon), 1287 nucleotides. RefSeq names its product MRG/MORF4L binding protein (gene mrgbp). Gene Ontology annotation, biological process: regulation of transcription by RNA polymerase II. The record is from RefSeq and is a predicted model, not a curated record. The transcript has 5 exons. Lineage: Eukaryota; Metazoa; Chordata; Actinopteri; Syngnathiformes; Syngnathidae. The coding region runs from base 100 to 726 and encodes 208 amino acids. Gene Ontology annotation, cellular component: nucleus; NuA4 histone acetyltransferase complex.